AUGCACCGUGCUUAUAUGCCACUCUCCUCCUGCUGUUCCGCCCCCUGCCUCCCUGCUCUUCCAGGUGCGAGGCAGCGAGGUGAUAUUGGGGGCGGAUUCGCACAUCAUCGUGUACGAGCAGGGGGGGGUGGUGUAGACUCCCACAUCAGUGUGUACGAGCAAGGUGGUGUGGCCACACUGGGGAGUGUGCAUCCGCGCACGGUGGUGAACAAGGCGGACGGCACCAUGGACCUCAAGAAGGUGGAGCUGGCCAUUUCUGCCCCCCGCCUUUCACCCCUCUCUCCCCCCUUCCUCAACCACUCUCCUGCUCUUCCGCUCCCUCCCUCCGUGAUGGCACAGGUUCGAGGCAGUGAGGUGAUUCUAGGGGCGGAUUCCCACAUCAGUGUGUAUGAGCAGGGUGGUGUGGCAACACUGGGCAGCGUGCAUCCGCGCACGGUGGUGAACAAGGCAGACGGCACCAUGGACCUCAAGAAGGUGGAGCUGGCUAUCAGGAAAGACGAUGAGCAUUACCCGGUCCUUGCCGUCAUUGACUAUGCGGUGCUCAACCUCGCAACACACAUGAGACACAUAAUACAUAAAUCUCAAGAUGGCAUGUGUCGUGACCUCACCCUCUGUUCCACCUUUGCGCUCUUCUUGCGCUUCCCUGCUUUCCCUCUCUCCUCACGUCGCAUCUUCCCUUCUCUGCUCUCUGCCUUCCUCCUUCCUUGUCCCAGGUGCGGUGGGCGGGCCAUAACAGUGGACUAUACAGAGCGACUGGCAGAGUUGGCGUCGUGGUACGGGCUCAAGUUUCACAUUGACGGAGCAAGAAUAUUCAACGCCGCUGUUGCCCUCAGAGUGCCAGUGGAUCGCCUAGUCCGCCCUGCACAUAGUGUUUCUGUGUGCCUAUCGAAAGGACUCGGAGCACCGGCAGGCAGUGUGAUUGUGGGCUCUAUGGAGUUCAUCGCCAAGGCUCGUCGCUUACGGAAAGCACUGGGCGGCAGCAUGCGGCAGGUGGGCGUGCUGGCAGCGGCAGGGCUGGUGGCGCUUCAGGAGUCGGUGCCUCGGCUCAUCAGGGACCACCAACGCGCCAUGCAGCUCGCAGAGGGGUUGGAUACAUUGGAUGGGCUGGCUGUGGAUGUGAGCACGGUGGACAGCAACAUUGUGACAAUGGAUGUGAAGGCCGAUUGCCCUAUAGGAGCUGAGGAGCUCUGCAAUGCUCUGCGGCAGGCUGGCGUUCUCACCACGCUGCGCAGCAACAACAAGAUCCGAAUGGUCACACAUUACCACAUCACAGCAGAAGACAUACGAUACACUCUCGCAUGCACACAGGUACAUUGUUGA
Molecule: messenger RNA, 1320 nt
Organism: Closterium sp. NIES-65
Lineage: Eukaryota; Viridiplantae; Streptophyta; Zygnematophyceae; Desmidiales; Closteriaceae
Source: the annotation of a GenBank genome assembly